UAGUUCCGGACAGGUCGUAGUAGACGCGUUAUUGGGGACGCAUAAGAAAAGGAUUUAUUACGCUUCGCGAUCAUUCUGCAUUUAACACUUUUCAACCAAUCGCCUAUAUUCCUGUGCAAUCUUUUCCUACAAGUUGGAGCUCUGUGUAUCGGACUGUCCUGAAACUUAAAUCAAUGAAGGAGAGAAUAUCUGGUCAGAAACUAUCACCUCAAUCCGGAAUGGAUCCCAGCCAGAGUGUUAAGUGUAAAAUAGUUGUGGUAGGAGACAGUCAAUGUGGGAAGACUGCUCUACUGCACGUUUUUGCCAAGGACAUCUUUCCAGAGAACUACGUGCCGACGGUGUUCGAGAAUUACACAGCCAGUUUUGAAAUAGACACGAAAAGAAUUGAGCUCAGUCUAUGGGACACAUCAGGGUCGCCAUACUACGACAACGUGAGGCCUCUCUCCUACCCAGACUCCGACGCCGUUCUCAUCUGCUUCGACAUCAGUCGUCCUGAGACCCUCGACAGUGUGAUAAAGAAGUGGAGAGGGGAGAUCCAGGAAUUCUGUCCCAACACCAAGAUGCUGCUGGUGGGCUGCAAGUCAGACCUUCGCACUGACCUCUCCACUUUGGUAGAGUUAUCCAAUCACAGACAGACGCCAGUAUCAUAUGAUCAGGGUUCAAGCAUGGCCAAACAGAUUUCCGCUCCCUACAUCGAGUGCUCAUCGCAGCAGUCAGAGAACAGUGUCAGGGACAUUUUCCAUGUGGCAACCUUGGCCUGCGUGAACAAGAACAACAAAAACAUCAAACGCAACAAAUCCGCGAGAGGCAACAAGAGGAUCUCGCACAUGCCCCUUAGGCCAGACCUGGCGGCCGUAGCGUCAGACCUGCGGAAAGACAAAGCGAAGAGCUGCAGUGUCAUGUGACCUGUUACGCAGGGUUAAGUCCCCAGGAGUGGGUUGGGUAGGCUGUUGUUGAACGUCAGAGCACAGUGCAUUGUGGGACAUUAGAGGGUGAGGUCAAUCCCUCCCUGCACUUUAAAGCCCUUGACUAGCUUGUCCUAGGGUGGAGUUUUGUAUAUGCAUCAUACAAUGUAACUCUUACUGGAUUCUGUGCCAAUGACAACACAAUACUUUUUCCAUUGUAGCACCACUGCCUCCAUAAUCCAUACCCUUACAUUCUUCUUUUUUUUUUUUUUUUUUUUACCAGAACAGAAAGCUAUUUCUACUAUGGCCAAUCAGCUGCCUUCCUUUCAGUUGCUCCUGGGAGGAAGUGACACAGAUUCCUCUAAGAGUUGAAAAGGAAGUGUUCUUAGGCUGUCACAAGAAAUUAGCAUUUCCCCAAAGAAGAUAUCAUGUAACAUAGGAAAGGUUGAGAGAGUCCUGUAUGUUUUUCAGAGGACUUUAGAGAAAGCUGUGAAUAAGACCCCCACUGUAUUGUCAAUGAUGAAAGCCUCACCCCACUCUUUCUGACCUUUAAACUUGAGAAGGGACAGCCACUGUUGGCUGUGGACUGUGAUAAACUGGAACAAUCAGAAAAGCCGCCUUGCACUGGAUCCAAGGUCAAUGGUUGAAAGAGAGGGCUUGUUUACAUUACGAGAGAGAGAACAAAAUGCUAGAUAGACCUUAAUUCGCAUAAUAAUUUCCAAAGUGGUUGACUUUACCCUGGCAUGUUCCAGGCGUGCCGGGCAGGAUUUUGGCCGUCAAUGGCGGGAAAAUGGAGCUAUAUGCGUGUGAACUGAUACAGUUCGGACCCGAUUGUCUUCACACUUGCAAUCCAGGGGGGUGGGGGGGGGGGGGGGGGGGGCUCUAUUGAAAAUGUGGUGAACAAUACCUCGAAAGGUGGUGUCCUGAGCAAUUGAUAUCUGCAAUUUACACAACAAAAAAUUCCAGUGUUUCUGGAGUCUUCUUCAUUAUGUCUCGGAAAAUGUAUCGCAUUGCAAACUAGCCCAAAAACAAGGAAGUGACAUGGAGCUGCAUCGCUGUGGUUUUAGUCAACUAGUUUCUCAUCUCAUUUUGUUGUCAAGUGUGUACUGGCCCGCUGUCCCAUUGUGCAAGUCCUGUCUUUACCGUAUUUUGCCAGUGUAACAUAUACUGUAAGCGAUUUCUGACCGAACUGUAACCUCCUGUUGUCCGGAUGGUUUAAUGAUAGACAGGACGUCAUGAUGAUGUAAUGCAGACACUUUCAUGGACAACCCCGUUAGGCUAUGCCAGACAUUAUGAAGCUCGCUCCCAGCAGUGCAGGGGAAUUACGUAAACAAAUGAAGCAUUACUUUGGUUGAAGGAGAUAUGGUCUCCGCUGGAUAUUAAAAAAGGUAUAGAUGCACUUUCUGAAAGUCAAUUCUUUGUUGAAAAGGUACAUGGAUUGUGAUAUAUUCCCGUAUCCACAUUUAACUGGUGUCCUCUAGAGCAGUAUUAUUAGCUGGCUCUUUUUGUGAAAUUAAUUUAGAGAAAGAAUCAACUGUCGGUAAUGAAAAGUGUUUUACCGUUAGGUCAUCAUCGCAGUUUUUCAUGUUCAUUUUGUAUGUCUGUAUCGCAUUGAUGUUGCCACAGUAUUUAUUGAGUUAUAUAUUUUCCCUUUCAAAUAAAAAAUAC
Molecule: messenger RNA, 2573 nt
Organism: Esox lucius (northern pike)
Lineage: Eukaryota; Metazoa; Chordata; Actinopteri; Esociformes; Esocidae
Gene: rnd3a
Product: Rho family GTPase 3a
Exons: 5
Coding region: 174-905 (243 amino acids)
Biological process (GO): small GTPase-mediated signal transduction
Molecular function (GO): GTPase activity; GTP binding
Source: RefSeq, a predicted model, not a curated record